Talaromyces marneffei is the source of this 972-nucleotide messenger RNA. RefSeq lists its product as uncharacterized. Gene Ontology annotation, biological process: DNA replication checkpoint signaling; replication fork arrest; DNA damage response. The transcript is spliced from 3 exons. NCBI's taxonomy places the organism in Eukaryota, Fungi, Ascomycota, Eurotiomycetes, Eurotiales, Trichocomaceae. Gene Ontology annotation, molecular function: DNA binding. Gene Ontology annotation, cellular component: replication fork protection complex; nucleus. The record is from RefSeq and is a predicted model, not a curated record. The coding region runs from base 1 to 972 and encodes 323 amino acids.
AUGUCUGACAUUGAUGAUCUCUUCGACUACGACGCCGGCCUCGAUGACGUUCUAAAAAACAUCCCCUCAGCUCCCAACAAGGAAACAUCCCAGACAGAAACUAAUGCCGACGCGACUAAGGUAUUGGGUCUCGAUGAAGAUAUAAAACCUACUAAGCAGAGAGCGCCUAUAGCUAAACUCGACGAGGCUCGCUUACUUUCACAAAGGGGAAUCCCGAAACUACGAAAGGACGUCAGAACCAAGCUCAAAUUCAAAGGCAAAGGUCACGAGUUUUCCGACCUCGGACGUCUCCUCAACUUCUACCAACUAUGGCUGGACGAUCUAUAUCCCCGCGCGAAAUUCGCAGAUGGUCUCGCUAUGAUCGAGAAAUUGGGUCAUACAAAGCGAGUUCAGAUUAUGCGAAGAGAGUGGAUAAACGAAGAGAAGCCAGAUUAUCGCAGACAUGACAGGGACCACGAUAACAACAACCACGACAAUAGUACUUUCACCUCGAAGAGGAAUGGAGCACCAGCAGAUACAAUUACCACGAGUAAUGACGCAACGAAUAAUGACCCACUAGGCGAUGAAUUAGAAGAUCUGUUCGCUGAACGUCCGAGACGCGGCUCUGCGCCAAAGCAAAACGCAUCUAACGGACCAAGUGACGACACACCACCAGACGACGACCUGGACAUGCUAUUAGCAGAAGCAGAAAACAUCACUUCGACACCGAAAAACAACACAUAUAACGAACCGUCAACCGGAGAUGCACCGCCGGAUGAUGACCUUGAUAUGCUCUUAGCUGAAGCUGAGAAUACUACUUCCGCUAUAAAGCAAACCUCGUCUAAUGAAGCAACUAUAAAUUCGCCUGCAAUAGAAACUAAUGACGAUAAUGAUGCGCCCCCGGACGACGAUCUUGAAAUGCUAUUAGCCGAAGCUGAGAAUAUCGCACAGGCUGGGAAUGGCGGCCGAGAAUCAAUUUUUAAUCGAAAGUGA